UUGUCCAAUUCAAAUAUGCCUAGUAGCCUGCUAUUUGCCAACAGCAGUGAAGGUAGAGUUUAUACCUUAUCAACCAGUUCUGCUGCGUGGAGGGAAUUUCCCUACAAUGGUCUGGAAUUCAAGAAAAUCUCAGCUGUUCCCAACUUUAUGUGGGCUAUUGGCGGUGACCGCCAAGUUUACGUUCACGUACAUGGCCUAGAUGUACCCAUACGAGUGAAGGAGGAAUCAUAUGAAAAUGAACGUUGGUUGCCAAUCGAAGGAUUCUCAAAAACCCUAUUGCCCACAGAUCGCUUCAAAUAUUCUUCAGCCGAUGGCCAGCAAGACAGAUCCAUAGAGAAAAUACGGCUGCCAUCGAUGGCAUGGCAGUGGGACGGUGACUGGCACUUGGAGCUGGACUUGGAUGGAAAUUCCCUGGGUGAAGAUGGUUGGAUGUACGCUCUAGAUUUUCCAGCCACAUAUUCGGCGAAGAAAUCUUGGAAUUCAUAUGUUCGACGACGUAAAUGGGUGAGGUUUCGUCGCUACAGUGCAUUGAAUUGUUGGUGUGCUGUGGCCCCACUACACAAAGAUCCCACCCAGGAGCCUUUUACCGAUGUGGCCAUAGGCGGUACAAAUAUACCAAAUGCACCAACGGGAACAUUAGUGGUUUGGGCUAUAACAGCCCAUGGCAGGGCAAUGUUUCGUAGUGGUGUUUCAGCAACAGCACCAGAAGGUCUUCGCUGGACAACUAUUCCAACACCACCCACCUGUGAAUUGGCCCAAUUAAGUGUUGGUCCCACUGGUCUGGUUUGGGCGGUACUUUUCAAUGGUCAUGCCAUUGUACGUUCAGGCGUAACGCGUGAAAACCUCUCUGGCGAUGCUUGGCUGGAUGUUAAGGCACCAUCCCAUGCCAACAACCAGGAACCCACUAGUGGUUUGAAAAUAGUUCAAAUUUCCGUUGGCACAAAUGCUGUCUGGUGCGUUUGUAAUGAUUGCAGCGUAUGGUUUAGACGUGGCAUAAAAGGUGACUUGGCAGGGGUAUGUGAAGAUGCCGCCAUUGGCAGCGGUUGGGUGGAAAUGAUAGGUAAUAUAUCAAUGGUUUCGGUGGCUGCCAAUGAUCAGGUAUUUGCAAUUGGUUCUGCCGAUCGUGCCCUUUAUUACAGGUUUGGUGUCACACCUUCCGACCCCACAGGGAAAAAAUGGCGUUUAAUACAAUUGCCAAUGCAAGUUAGUCGUACGUCAAGUUCUAUGUCGAUAGCCUCACGACGAAGCGGUAGUUCAUCAACACCCGGCUCAAAACAACAGAGUUUUUCCAAUCUUUAUAAUAAGGAAAAAGAAAAAGGCGUCGUGGAAACCUGUGCGCCAAUAGAAAAUGUUGUCUCUAGUAACAACAGCAACCAUGGUCCGCCGUCAAGAUUGAAAGGAGAACUCUAUCGGCAUUAUUCAGAUUCACCACCCAACAUCGGUAGUUUAAAUUUAAACGAACGUCACAAGAAACGCACUUCGGCCUUAAGAGAGUUGACGCAUGCGUCUAGUGCUCCUGGUACAACUGAGGUGGCCGAAGUUAGUGGCAAAGCUUAUGAAACACAUUUAAAAAAUCCCCGGGCAUGGUCGCCGGUACGAAGUGUUGGUUCCAUGGUAGGCACUGAGGCUCAUCCGGAAAGUGAUUCGACUGUGUUUGAUGCCGAUUCAACACAUCAUGGUUCUGAUGCAUUCCUAGAUGAUGAUGAUCAUGCUGGUUCCCAGUUUUGGACUGAAUGUGAAAUUAUGUGGUCUUAUAUAACAGCUGGUGCUGUUACCAUUAAUCCCAGCAAUUUACCCAAUUGGUUUAACGAUCAAAAUUCUCCAGUCGACAACCAAAUAAAUGUAGACUCUGCAUGGCGCCAAGAUAUUUUGGAAAAAUUACGAAAACGGCAGGAAACCUUCAAUAGCCUAGUGAGCCAAGCUAAAUAUGAGAAAGCUGUUGAGCUUUCGUCUUGGAUAAAAACAGCAGAAGCACGCUAUCAGCGACCCGGCUGUCAGGAUUUUGAAGACUGUCUCAUUGAACUGGAAUGGGUGAGUGGCAGUUCGGCCACAACGCCCACAUCACAGAAUCCAACAAUUCAAAAAGAUUCUGAUUCGGGCACAUUUACCGUACUGAAUCCUGAUGGGGUUACUGCGAAAAUACAAUUUUCCCUAUCAGCCAUCACAUGUGUUAUGUGCUGCAGUGAACCUGCUUCCCCACGAUUGGCCAUACAUGUAACAAGUCUUGUAAGUUCAAAUUGUUCACCGGUUCGCCUACUCUUCUCCAGUGAUAGUGAAAUGGAAGAUUGGCUUUCACAUCUAACAUCGGUGUGUUGUCAAAUAAAUGAAGUGGUAGCUAAGCCGGCAAACAAUUCCAUCUGGGCCACUACAGAAUUGGGUGAUGUUUUUGUCUUCGAUCCGGCUAAUAUGAAAGCGCAACAGUGGGAAAGUUCUACAAAUAGUUAUAAACAAGAAAUGGAUGUCAGUACCCUAGAGACUCCGUACUAUAAUACUCUACAUAAUGGAAUGCCUUGUGGAUCAGAAUUGAUUAUAUCUGGCUGUGUUUAUGAUGAUGCUGAUCAAAUACGUUUCGAUUUACAGUGUCAUUCGUCACUUAAAGUUGGUGUAAAAGUUGAAAAACAUCGUGUUAUUGCUAUGCACUUAAACCCUAGAUUCAAUGAAAAUACAACAGUGUUAAAUACAAUGGAAAAUUCCGAGUGGCAAAAUGAAACACGCUAUGAUAAAAUGGUAUUCGCACCCGGAACAACAUUUACUCUGAAAAUAAGAGCCCUGGAAACUCACUAUGCCGUUAUGGUGAACAAUUCAUAUUUUGUUGAUUACAAAUAUCGUGUUGAUCCCGACUCGGUAACAUGUCUGUAUGUAAGUGGUCGAGUAAAACUCUUCAACGUUAUCUAUCGUUGCCCCAGUGUCAUUUUAAAUCCACAAUUAAUGUUUUGGCGACAAAUUGGCGGUCACAUUAAGAAAGUUUUCAGUUGUUCCGCCGGUGUCGUUUGGGGCAUGACAUGCGACAAUACAGCAUGGGUAUACAACGGUGGUUGGGGUGGUAAUUUCUUAAAGGGACUGGAAGGGAAUGUGGGUAAAAUUAAUCCCAUGAUAGAUACACACAACUAUUAUGUGUAUGAAAAUCAACGCUGGAAUCCAAUAAGCGGGUUCACCACCAAAAGCUUACCUACCGAUCGAUUUAUGUGGAGCGAUGUAACCGGACGACAGAAGCGUAGCAAGGAGCAUACAAAACUCCUGUCAUCACACUACGAAUGGAUAUCCGAUUGGGCGAUCGAUUAUAAUAUACCCGGUGGCUGUGAUAAAGAAGGAUGGCAAUAUGCUAUUGAUUUUCCUGCCACUUAUCAUGCUCAAAAACGUCUAACCGACUGUGUAAGACGUCGUCGUUGGCUGAAGAAGUGCCGGCUGGUCACCAGUGGACCUUGGCAGGAGUUAAGCCAUUCGAAAAUACUCGAUGCUGCAUUACAGGUAUUACCAAGCGACAAUAAUAGCGUCAACAGUGAGAAUAUCGAGGAGAUAUCAAUAUGUGCCUGGGCCAUAGCUUCCAACGGCGAUGUGCUGUAUCGUCAUGGUGUGACAUCAUUAAAUCCUAAAGGAGAUAACUGGGAACAUAUACCAAGUGAACAGCCCCUGAUAGCGAUUAGUAUUACACCAGCAGGACAAGUUUGGGUUUUGGGUAAAAAUGGUACAAUAUUCUAUCGUUACGGUAUAACGCAAUUAAAUCCCUUGGGAGAUGCAUGGCAACCCAUUGAUGCUCCAAGUGGUACUAAAUUUAAAGCAAUUUCUGUGGGUCAGGCUGGUGUAUGGGCCUUAGAUAGCACAAAUCGUUUGGCUGUACGCAAAGAGAUAACCAAAACAUUCCCAGAGGGUUCCCACUGGCAAUUUCUGCCAAAUGUUGCAAAUAUACCACCGCACACUGAUACCCAUUUGGGCUUCAAGGCAAUAUCUGUGGGAACCGAAGUAUGGGCCGUUGCCAUGAAUGGGGUACUUUGUCGACGUUGUGGUAUUACAAAAGAUAAUCCAGCUGGUGCUGGCUGGAGUAUGGGUAUACCGGGACAAUGGCAGCAUUUAUCGGUAGCUAGUUUUUCAUAAAGAAAUUAUGAACAUAAUAAA
Messenger RNA from Musca vetustissima, 4113 nucleotides. RefSeq names its product tectonin beta-propeller repeat-containing protein (gene Pex23). The transcript is spliced from 10 exons. Lineage: Eukaryota; Metazoa; Arthropoda; Insecta; Diptera; Muscidae. Gene Ontology annotation, molecular function: carbohydrate binding. The record is from RefSeq and is a predicted model, not a curated record. Gene Ontology annotation, cellular component: membrane. The coding region runs from base 16 to 4092 and encodes 1358 amino acids.